AUGAAAGUACUCGAGAAUGAACAAUUUCUGGGUACGAAAGGUUCAAGAACUUUCUUUACGAUUCAAUGUCAUAGUGGCAAAGAUAUCAAAAAAUAUUCUUAUUUUAAAGCUGAAGAUGAAAUUCUUCUACCAGCCGCCAGACAAUUUAAGGUUGAAUCAUGUCUUACUCAAGGUACAGAUUUUUAUAUGAUACAACUCAAAGAAAUUCAACCACCAUUUCCUCUGAUUGAACUUGUACCGACAGCAACUAUUCCGGAAGUUUCAGCAGUAGCAGCAGCAGUAGUACCAUCACCACCAAAAAAACACAUGGUCACGAAAACUAGAACACGAACACCACUACGUGCGAGUUCGGUUGAUAUUCAUCCGAAUGCAAAAUGGAAACAGAAUGCUAUCAAUGUGGCUGGAGGAAAUGAACGAGGCAGUGGAAACAAUCAACUCUAUUACCCCUACGGUUUAUAUGUUGAUGAUGAUCAAACGAUUUAUGUCGCUGAUUGGCUUAAUCAUCGUAUUGUGGAAUGGAAAUGUGGUGCAACGAAUGGUCAAGUGGUUGCCGGUGGAAAUGGAGAAGGCACUGGGGCUCAUCAAUUGUCUUACCCAUCAGAUGUGAUUGUUGACAAAGAGAGAGAUAGUCUCAUCAUCUCCAAUAGUUUGAAUAGAAGAGUGGUUCGGUGGUCUCGUCGAAAUGGGAUAAAUGGCGAAACAAUCAUCUCCAAUAUCUAUUGUUGUGGUUUGACAAUGGAUGAGAAUGGAUCUCUCUAUGUCGCUGACACUGAAAAACAUGAAGUGAGACGAUAUAAAAUUGGUGACACUCAAGGAACAGUGGUUGCAGGUGGUAAUGGAAAAGGAAAUCGUCUCGAUCAACUCUCUGAACCCCGUUACGUAUUUGUCGAUAGAGAUCAUUCAAUAUAUGUGUCUGAUUAUUGGAAUCAUCGUGUGGUGAAAUGGAAAGAAGGUGCAGAACAAGGCAUUGUCGUAGCUGGUGGUCAAGGACAAGGAAAUAGUCUUACACAAUUGUCAUAUCCUGAAGGAGUCGUUGUCGAUCAAUUGGGUACUGUCUAUAUAGCUGAUUGUGACAAUCAUCGAAUCCUACGUUGGCCAAAAGGAGCCACACAAGGAAGUGUCAUUGCUGGUGGAAACGGUGAAGGAGUGCAGUCGAACCAACUCUGUGGUCCUAUCGGCUUAUCAUUCGAUCGACAUGGCAAUCUCUAUGUCGUUGAUGAUGGAAAUAAUCGAGUACAAAAAUUUAACAUCGAAUAA
Messenger RNA from Rotaria sp. Silwood1, 1257 nucleotides. Lineage: Eukaryota; Metazoa; Rotifera; Eurotatoria; Philodinida; Philodinidae. The record is from the annotation of a GenBank genome assembly.